Messenger RNA from Chenopodium quinoa (quinoa), 1709 nucleotides. RefSeq names its product probable microtubule-binding protein TANGLED. NCBI's taxonomy places the organism in Eukaryota, Viridiplantae, Streptophyta, Magnoliopsida, Caryophyllales, Amaranthaceae. The record is from RefSeq and is a predicted model, not a curated record. Bases 284 to 1396 code for a protein of 370 amino acids. The transcript has 4 exons. Gene Ontology annotation, molecular function: microtubule binding. Gene Ontology annotation, biological process: regulation of phragmoplast microtubule organization.
AAGGUUUUUGGACUCAAAAAUAAAUCUAAUUUAAAAAUACCCAAAAAUAAAUUCGACCGUUGGAACCAAAAGAAAAAGAAGCCGUUACUCUUCUUCAACCAAAACCCCCCAAUUUCUUUCAACUUUCUCCCUCUUCAUGAGCUCAUUUUUGUAGCUUCAAUUUGACUUUUCCAACUUUAAUUUCUAGAGAGAUAAACCUAUUUCUUGAAAAACCAACUUUUUUUUUUUUUAAUAUUUGAAUUUUAAAAAGAUUUUUUUUUUUUCUUUUAUUUGAGAAAUAAAAAUGGUGGCAAGAACCCCACCAAAACAGAGGAAGAUAAUGGUGGCUCCUCCAUUAAGCCCUACUCUUAUCAGAGAAACUGUUAAAAAGGUGGAUCAAUGUAUGGAAAGAUUGCAAGAGCUUCAAUAUACAGUUACUGGAGGAAGUAAAGUGGUUGCUGGUGUUAAACUUAGCCCUCGUAGUACUAAAGCUUACUUAAAAACUAGUCUCAGAUGCAAGCAGGAAUCGAUGAGAAUUAGAAAUAAUGGAUCAAAGAAAUCUCCAACUGGGAAAUUACAAGCAAAUGUUUCAGGGGAAUGGAAAAGAAUGUCGUUAUCAGCAAUGUUAGUAGGAGAAACAGUAGCAGAAAUCCUAGAAUCAAGUAAAGUAACAAGAGAAAUCAUGAGGAAUUCCAACAUUGAUGAUCCAAAAACACCUGUGCCUCGGAAACAAAGACCGAACCCCGAAAAGACACCCCUCGAAACUCGAAGGAAAAGAGAAAAACAGCAUCAAUUCCGUAUCAUUCGAGGAGAAUCGAGCACCCCGUCUGUUCGAAGAGCUCGAUCGAGGAUCAAUUUCAGGGUUUCACCGGAGAAAAGACCCGAAAUCGAUAGAGGAAACAGGGUAUCACCAAAACAGAGUAGCAUGAGAUAUAAUGUGGCAAACAGGGUAUCACCAAAACAUAAACCUUGGGCUAAAAAAACUGUUCUUUUCCCAAAUCCCCUGUUUCAUUCAUCAUCACCCACUUCACAAAAGCAGCAAAUUAGCAAGAAUAAAUCUCCAAUAAUUGCGAAAAAGAGAGAAACUCCUCAUAAAUUUUUGGUUAAAUCCCCUGUGAAAAUCAAAAGUCCACAAAAGGGUUUCGCCUCUGUUUCCCCUGUUUCAAAGCCUGCAUCUUUUGGCAGGAAAUCGCCUCCGAAACCGGCUUCUUCAAUGGCAUCGAAGCUAAGAAGAUCAUUAUCGCCUUCGAGGUUGGUGAAUCGAUUUGUUUCUCCAUUGAAGGGAAGAAGGAUAUCAAUGAAUAGCAGUCAUGAUGGGAUGAUGAUGAUGAAUGGAGUGAAACAGAGGCCUCCUCCAUUGAUGAUGAUGCCAAUGAGAUUUUCUACAACUAAAACUGCUGUUGGAGUUGCAAAUUAGUGUAUGAUUUAGUUUUUAUGAAACAUUAUCUUAUGUUUCUAUUAUUGAUAUUUUCUCAAUGUCCAAGUUGAUAAUAUUGUGUUGAUUCUUUAGUUCCUUUCUAGAGAUGUAUACUGCCCCCUCAGCUUAUAUAAUACUUCAUUCAUUUCUACUCCGUGCUUAAUGAAAUAAUUCUAACACUUUAUGUUGGAUCGUCUUUUUUGAUUUAUACUUCAUGAAAAAUAUAAACAUAGUUAAAGUUAAUAUUAUGCAUUACCAAAUGUGAUAAAUAUAACAGGUAAAGUAACAUAAGAUGGAGGAACUUUAUAUUGUC